Messenger RNA from Pelodiscus sinensis (Chinese soft-shelled turtle), 1411 nucleotides. The record is from RefSeq and is a predicted model, not a curated record. Lineage: Eukaryota; Metazoa; Chordata; Testudines; Trionychidae.
CGUACCUAGGGGCAUUGAGGCUGGAUUCACCAGCGGUUCUCACCCAUACCAGGAUGUCAAAGGGGAUGCGGCUGCUCAGAUGGGGAGGCCUGAUCUGCUGCUUUGGGAGAAAGAGGAGGAGCUCUGCAGAAGAGAUCUUCAGCUUCUCCAUCACCGACUGGGACCCCGGUGAGCUGGAGCGGGUGAGAAUGGAGGACUUCUCUCGCCUCUUCCCCGAUGACAUCAGCAUGGAUGGGGGCUGCACGGACAUUGAGGUGGUGGCCAUGGUUCACCGAAGAGAGGACGACGGGGACUUGCUAGAGGAGAUGGACCAACCUGGGGGAGGGGAGGAUGAAGGUGGAGGAGACAAUAACAGAGGUCCCCCGGGUGAUGACCAGGGUGGAGAGGCCCAUACCAUAUUGCACAGGCGUGCAGAAAAGCAGCAGGGGGCACUACAAGGCCCAGCAGACCAGAGACCUGGGCGGAGCACCGCCCGGGAACAGGAGCACCCCGGGAUCCUGAAAAGGCCAGUCAAUCAUGGAGAACAGGAGAGUUUGGCCCAGGAGGACAGGCAGCCUGAGACCCUAGAGGAACCAGUGGGUGCGGAUGAACAAGAGAGUGAUUCCAUGGCAAAAGGGGGCCACGCCAGGCUGGUGCCACCCACAGAUCAGGUCAAGGAGGUCCUCCUCCAAGCCUGCAGGCCCAAGAAGGCUCGCCUGCUCCUCCUCUCUGGACACCACCACAGAGGGCCUGCCGCAGUCUCCUUGAUGAUGUCCCUGGGGGGGCAGAAGAUUUUGUUGCGAUUUCCAGAGACCUGCCUGCUCUAAUCCGGCCUCUGCUAAUUCCUGAGCUGCUGGAUCUUCAAGCCAGAUCCCAGCCUCCCUGGGGUGGGACAAGGAAAACCACACGUGGGCAGCCAAGAAGCACGCCAGGCAAUCUGCCCCAGAACUCCCUCUCCUCACUCUGAGAAUGCCAAGGACUCCCAGCCUGAAGACGUAGGAAAGGUCCAUGCUCAGCCAGCAGACACCCCAGCAAACCUCCUGGCCCAGAUCUUAACCAACGCUCAGAAAAAUCAAACCACUGCAGUUUGCAAGCUGUUCAUCCGUCUGAUAGGUCCCCUUGCACGGUGACGGGGUGGGCAUUCUUCACAUGCCCUGUUCUGUCAUAGGGCCAUUGCCCCCAACAGGCAGUGGCCGUCCCUCUGCUAGGGGAUACUGUCACUUCCUUACGCAUCCAGCGUUGGCUUUCCCUGGCCCCGUAACCCAGCAAAUUGUGGCUACUGCGCUUCUACACCAGCUCUCCUGUUGGCCGCCAAGGCGCUCAUGGAGAGGAACCCCGUUUUUCUAGUCUCACGUGUUAGCAAGUAACGACUUGCCCGUUGUUCUAGUGCUGCUCGAGAGCACAAUGCACGGGCCUUGGCAGGCUUCUUCCA